AUGGCCGAUAGAAAAGACUCAACGCCUUCGACGUCGACCCGAAGCACCCUGGGCGUCAAGCCAACGGCAAAAGCAAAUGAGCCUGGCAAGAACGGAAGCGUUGCCAAAGCCAAGAAGGGAGCAGAGGGAGGAUCGGUUCCUGCAGCCAAUCCAACAACGGAAGCAACAGAAGCAAAGAAACCCGCAGGCAAGAAAAAAAUCCCUCCAAAAUCACCCAAUGCCAAGAAGAAGUCAUCAGCCACUCUAGCAAGCGAGGCACCGAGUAAGGCCAAAGCUCAAAAUGUCCCUCCUCAGAAGACAGCACCAGCUUCAUCCGUCAGUGAUGCUCAAAGUUCACCGAAACGAACCGUUGCCAAAGUAAAGCCAGGGGCUCCAAAAAAGCAACCGUCUGUCGCCCCAGGAAACACUGACGCCCCCACUGCAGAUGGCGCAAUUUCCCCCUCAAAAUCUCCAAAAACUCGGGGUCUCAAGGGAAGAAAAAUGGCCCCGAAUAGCAACGUCAAUCAAUCAGCUGGAAAUGCGGAAAACACAAAGACACAGGCGACAAAAGAUGCAAAUAAUGGAGCCGGAUCCAAAACUGCAACAAAGGGACAAGUUACUCAGGAACCAACAACCCCUGGCGCAGCCAAACCAGGUACUCAAUCGGCAUCAGGACCGCCAACCCAACUGAACGGACAACCGCGGAAGAGAGCUGCUGCCGUGGCUAGAAGCACAGUUCGACCUGUCGAACCUACCCUAGUUGCGGCUGCUGCUGUGAAACCAGGUGCUCAGGCAGCGUCAGGACCUCCACCAGCAGGAAAGGGACAACGGACAACAGCUCUGGCCGUGCGCCCUGGGGCUCAUGCAGCGUCAGGGCCACUUCCUGGCAAUGCCAAGGGUUUGAGGGCUCGAUCUUCACCUCGCAUGCUGGUUGAUCCCACCCCAGCCGCAGAAAGCACUACUACCCAACCGGUUGAACCAACCGCCGCCGUGAAACCAGGUGCUCAGGCAGCGUCAGGGCCCCCACCAGCAGGAAAGGGACGACGGACAACUGCUCCGGCUGUACGCCCAGGGGCUCAGGCUGCAUCAGGGCCACUUCCUGGCAAUGCCAAGGGGUUGAGGGCACGAUCGUCUCCUCGCAUGCUGGUAGCACCCACCCCUCCCGAUGGGGCCAGCCAUGAUGAUGACCCUGUUAGGAGAAAAAUCCAACGGUCCAAAUCCCGAGACGGCAUCACGGUGGAACCUUCCGCUAGGAACAUGGAACCCCGUGUCGUCGAGCGACAACGAUCCAGAUUGACCCCGGAACGCACCAGGUCACUCGACGAGGCCGCUGCCGCUUCGCUUCCAGGAGCCAGUUCUGUAUCUGCGGCCGACGACGAAAAAGUACUGCGCAAAAAGAAACGACGCCCGCAAACCGCGCCAAGCACGGUGCAAAAGACUCCUCCACCCGUCGGUGCCUUGGAAGAAACGACAGAAGACGUCGAGAAAAGCAUGGCCAUGGUGGCAAAAAGCACAACCGAUAAAGACAGGGCUGCUGGAAAGGUCGACGGCGAUCCAGCAGAAGACGAUGGGCACGGAGUGCACGGUGACCAUGCGAAUCUGAUCGAAGCCGUUUUGGUCGAUGAACAAAACACAGCAAACCAUACUGGCCCGAUCAUUGUACAAGCCGCUGUGGAAGUCGACAAAGAGGCCGACUCCAACAACAAUCGACGUCUCCUUGCAUUUGUCGUCGUCGUGUGUUGUUGUGCGGUGGUGUUGAUCGUCGUGGCCAUUGUCGUGGCAGUUGUGAUACUGCAGACCAACAAUAACAACGACAACGCUGUAGCGUCGACCGCUGCGCCAGUUUUGACAUUGCCUCCACAAGCUCAGCGGCCAAACAACAGCAACAACAACAACGAACAACCUCAGAGCCAAGGCAAUUCCAAUGGGAACAACAACCGACCUGAUGGAAAUCAAGACGGUCAGUCAAAGGCUACUUGCGAUCGAGCAGAGGAAAUACCAACGAAUUCAGGAGAGCGUUCGGCAGAGUUCGAAUCUGAGUUCGAGGAUCUCGUAGAUAGUUUCAUAGAAGGUUCGAUAUUCGAGCAGGAAGAAUCAAGCCCCUACGUCAGAGCGUUGGAGUGGAUACUAUAUUCUGAUCCAUUGCAAUUGGAUCCCACCAUGGAGGAUGUCUCACGCGUGCAGCAGCGGUACUUAAUGGCCCUGUUCUACUUUUCGUUGUCUCAAGAUGGGGAGUGGUUGUCGUGCAACCCACCCGACGUGGAGCAAGCGGAUGUAAACAGCUUUUGCGUUCACCAAGAAUACAAAGCAGCUGAAAUGGGGGCGGCUGCCCGUUAUGAACCAAAAGACGCCCAUCGGUGGCUUAGCGGGGUUCACGAGUGCUGCUGGGCUGGAGUACAAUGCGAUGAUGAUGGAGAUGAGGUAGAAAUGAUUGAGUUAGGCGGCUACAAUCUCAACGGUGAACUUUUGCCAGAAGUAGGCUUUUUGAGUGGACUCAAACGGCUCUACUUGACCGACAACAGUCUGGUUGGAUCCAUACCUUCUCAUCUAGGGUUACUAAAUGAUCUGGAAUAUCUUUCAAUCGCAAUGAAUGGUUUGGAAGGAUGGAUACCAUCAGAGCUCUGCGACUUGCGUAACCUCAAGAUUCUUGUGCUCAACCACAACGCGUUGGAAGGAACUAUUCUUGAAUGCUUCGAAUGGAUGACACAGCUCGAAAGAAUUGCCCUUUCGCACAAUCAGCUCACUGGUAUCGUCACGCCCAAGCUUGGUAGAUUGCGCGACCUGAAAGAGCUGCGAAUUGAAGGAAACAGAAUAACAGGGCCUAUGGUGGACCAG
Molecule: messenger RNA, 2814 nt
Organism: Seminavis robusta
Lineage: Eukaryota; Bacillariophyta; Bacillariophyceae; Naviculales; Naviculaceae
Source: the annotation of a GenBank genome assembly